GACAUAUACUAAUACUGUGAUUGAUUCUGGUAGAAAUCGUUGAGGGUUGGAAAUUGGCGGCUACAUUUCUUACACUUCAAAUCUCCUCCAAUCAAAUUCUCAUCUCAUGUUCCCCUUGCGAGCCCUAAUUCAUCGACUCCAUGUUUAUAGUUUGGAAAAGCUUAACUUCAACGCAUAAAGCACAGAAUUAGUUUUAUCUAUGGCCUGUUUUCGCAGGAGGAUCUUUCCAUUUGGUUCUUUCCCGUUGCAAAGCACGCAACUUGCGCAUUCUGGGCUUGUGGAAGGGGUCGGAGGAAACAUUCUCCGUACAUUUAGCUCAGUUGUCGCAACAGAGCAAAAGGUGCUGAAAUUGGAAGAAGAGGAAGGAAAGCAGAGUUUGGAGGAUGAAAUUGCUAAGAUUCGGCAUGUAUUUAAUGCUGCAAAACAGAGAUUUCAGAAAGUACCAGAUACAUUGAGAGAAAUUCCAAAAACAGAUCCUAAAGGCAUAUAUGUCAAUAAGGACUUGAGAUUGGACAAUAUACAAGUAUUCGGGUUUGACUAUGAUUACACAUUGGCCCACUACUCUGCCAAUUUACAAAGCUUAAUAUAUGAACUUGCCAAAGAGUAUUUGGUUAAUGAGCUUAGAUAUCCUGAUAGUUGCUUGGAGUUCAAAUAUGAUAACUCAUUUCCAAUAAGAGGGCUGUAUUAUGAUAUGUCAAAGGGGUGCCUUAUGAAGCUGGAUUUCUUUGGAUCAAUUGAACCUGAUGCAUGCUAUUUUGGCAGGCGAAAGCUUAGCCGACCAGAAAUCAAUGACUUAUAUGGCACACGACAUAUUGGCCGUGAUCAAGCUCAAGAACUGGUGGGUUUGAUGGACUUCUUUUGCUUUAGCGAGGCAUGCCUUAUUGCUGAUAUUGUUCAACAUUUUGUUGAUGCCAAGCUGGAAUUUGAUCCUUCUUAUGUUUAUCAAGAUGUGAAUCGAGCUAUUCAGCAUGUUCAUCGAAGUGGUUUAGCACAUAAAGGAAUUCUUUCAGAUCCAGAGAAGUAUCUCGUAAAGAAUGGACAGUUACUUCGCUUUCUGAGGAUGCUGAAAGAGAAUGGAAAGAAACUUUUCUUGUUGACUAAUUCUCCUUAUUAUUUUGUGGAUGGAGGAAUGCGCUUCAUGUUGGAGGAUUCAUUGGGACACCAAGACUGCUGGAGGGAACUCUUUGAUGUCGUGAUUGCUAAAGCCAACAAACCAGAGUUCUAUACCUCUGAACGUCCAUUUCGCUGUUAUGAUGUGGAGAAAGACACUUUGGCUUUUUCAAAGGUGGAUGCUUUCCUUCCUAACAAAAUUUACUACCAUGGAUGCCUGAAGACUUUCUUGCAAAUAACUAAGUGGAAUGGUCCUGAGGUGAUAUACUUUGGGGACCACCUGUUUAGUGACCUAAGAGGGCCUUCAAAAGCAGGGUGGCAUACAGCUGCCAUAAUUCACGAAUUGGAGAAUGAAAUUCAGAUCCAGAAUGAAGAUAGUUAUCGUUUUGAACAGGCCAAGUUUCACAUAAUACAAGAACUUCUUGUCAAACUCCAUGCUACUGUUUCUAAUGGUGAGGCAAGUGAAGAGUACAUGUCUCUUCUUUGGGAGCUCAAUGAAGAGAGGCAGAAGGCAUGUUACACCAUGAAACGGAUGUUUAAUAAGUCAUUUGGAGCAACAUUCCUGACUGACACUGGGCAAGAAUCUGCAUUUGCUUACCACAUCCAUCAAUAUGCUGACGUUUAUACAAGCAAACCUGAAAACUUCUUGUGUCAUCCACCGCAUGCAUGGCUGCAUGUACCUUAUGAUAUAAAAAUUAUGCCACAUCAUGUGAAGGUGUCUUCAAACUUGUUCAAAACUUGACUGAGAUAUUCUUUACCUCUUGAGUGGGAAUAGAGAAGACAACUACUGGUCCAUUAUUUUCUUGGAACUGCAAUAAUUGGCAUGUUACAGUUGGCCAUUUCUAGAGACUCGUCCUAUCAGAGAAACUCAUGUCAAGAUUAUCUUCCAGCAUUUCUUGGCAAGACUUAGAAGGCGGGAGUACACAAUCGUAAGAGUUACCUCCAACUUCUAUUAAUUCAUUCUUUCGACCUUGUUAUCUGUAUUCAUAUCAUGACAUAUGAUAUCAAAUAGACUGGAGAAAAUCGAGAAUAAAAUUUAUGCCCCAUAGUCCCUAUCACAUAAAUUUGUAUUAUAACAGCAACCUAACAUAGUUGGGAAUUCAACUCCUGUACUUUUGUUCGGUUUACAUAACUCAAAGUGUAAGGAAUCUCCUUAUGUACUCAGAUAUUAUCGAACUACGGGGAUGCACGCACGACUUUUAGCUGUGCCAAAUAUUUGAACUGAAUUUGUUCUGCAUCAAACUUAUUUGUCCCUAAGGUCUGUCAUCCACUCAGGAAAGUGAUCUUCAGAAAUCACGCCUUCUGCCGAUGCAAAUUCCUGUCGGCUAUGGGAAGUUUUAUUGGUGCAUCAUUAUGGUUUAGUGGACAAUAAAAACAUUUGUGAUUAGCGUACUAUGAUAUGUUUUAAUGUGGUGUGCUAGUUUGUGCAAGUGAUUUUUGCUUGUUCAAAUUUGCAAAUCUACCUACCCUUUCAAAAAUAUCAUCUGCUCUGUUGAUUACAAUCAGAUUUGUAGCU
This is a messenger RNA of Sesamum indicum (sesame), 2626 nucleotides long. Its product is annotated as HAD-superfamily hydrolase, subfamily IG, 5'-nucleotidase. Gene Ontology annotation, molecular function: 5'-nucleotidase activity. The record is from RefSeq and is a predicted model, not a curated record. Lineage: Eukaryota; Viridiplantae; Streptophyta; Magnoliopsida; Lamiales; Pedaliaceae.